This is a messenger RNA of Batrachochytrium dendrobatidis JAM81, 1623 nucleotides long. Its product is annotated as dolichyl-P-Man:Man(6)GlcNAc(2)-PP-dolichol alpha-1,2-mannosyltransferase. Gene Ontology annotation, biological process: protein N-linked glycosylation. Gene Ontology annotation, cellular component: endoplasmic reticulum membrane. The record is from RefSeq and is a predicted model, not a curated record. NCBI's taxonomy places the organism in Eukaryota, Fungi, Chytridiomycota, Chytridiomycetes, Rhizophydiales. The transcript has 8 exons. The annotation marks the transcript as partial. Gene Ontology annotation, molecular function: alpha-1,2-mannosyltransferase activity.
AUUUUAUUAGACUGUGAUGAAGUAUUCAACUAUUGGGAACCAACACACUAUCUACAGUACGGAACAGCGUUACAGACAUGGGAGUAUGCUCCACAGUAUGCAAUACGGUCUUGGGCAUAUAUAACUUUUCAUGCAAUCAUCACUAUUUCUAUUGAAUAUGCACUUACUACAAACAAGUUGCAGAUAUUUUAUCUAACCCGAUUGGUAUUUGCAUUGGCAUCAGCAUACACGGAAGCUCAACUAUAUGAAACAAUUCGUAAACAUGUUCAUCCUAGAAUAGCGAGAUAUACACUGGUCCUACUCAUGGCUAGUCCUGGGAUGUUUAUUGCAUCCACGGCGUAUCUUCCUUCUACUUUUUCAAUGUAUACUGUCACCUGGGCGUUUGCAUUGUAUCUUGCUCCACCUUCAAGAAAAAAUACUUGGAUCUUGAUGGCGUUGGCAACAACAGGUGCAUUUUGGGGAUGGCCAUUUGCUGGGUUCAUGUUCAUUCCAUUUUGUUUAGCAAUGCUAUUUUCCAAAAAGCGAUCAACUUAUUUACGCUGGAUCGCUGAAGGCGUGCUUAUUGCGGUAUCUACUGCACCUUUACUUGUUCUGGAUCGUUUUUAUUAUCAAAAAUGGGUUUUUGCAUCUCUCAAUAUUGUACUUUACAAUGUAUUCGGAAGCUCUGGUCGCGGUCCAGAUAUUUAUGGCACUGAACCGUGGUAUUUUUAUUUUUUGAAUGGAUUGCUGAACUUUAACUUGGCAUAUGUGGCUGCUCUAGUCUGUGGUCCCCUUUUGCGCAUUCUAGCAGUCACAUCCAAGGGAAGCUUUCAAUUGGUUUUUUUCUAUCUGUGGUUAGCCAUUUUUACAAUCCAGUCACACAAAGAAGAGCGAUUUAUGUUUGUCGUGUUUCCUAUCAUCUGCUUCUAUGCCGCUACUACCCUGUAUUUGUAUCGCGGUAUUUUGGAAAUGCUCUUAAUGAGCCUUGGCAUUAGAAUUGUGAGUAUACAUAUUCCGUGUAGUGGCAUAGUCUUGCAGAUGUGUUCAAUAUUUGUGGUCCUAUCAGCACUUCGGAUAUAUGCUGGAUAUAUACACUAUCAUGCUCCUAUUGAUGUGUACACUAUCUUGUCAUCUACUGCUCCGCCAUUUGGGUUGAAUGCAAACUACACUGUCAAUGUAUGUGUGGGAAAAGAAUGGUAUCGGUUUCCAUCUCAUUAUUUUUUGCAGCCAGGAAUGCGAUUGCGGGUUUUACCCAGCGCGUUCAAGGGAUUGCUUCCCAAAUACUUUAAAUCAGAUAUGAAAUCCACGCAAUGGCUGGAUCGAAUACAAAAACGAUACUUUGCAGAGUUUGUUGACUCCAUGAAUGAUCUGAAUCGCGAAGAGGUUGACCGAUAUUGGUCGGUCGAUCAAUGUGACUAUAUUAUCGAUACAAGUCCACAGCAACAUGAUCAUGAGCAACACUUGGUUUAUGAUCCAAACUCUGUUGAGCCUAUUUAUGCAAUGGACACUGAGACGUGGAAGCGAUUGUACUGCACACCCUUUUUAGAUUCGCAACAUUCUUCACUGCUUGUACGUGUUCUUGGUCUGCCAGGUCAUCGAGUGUGGCUCGACUACUGCUUGUUGGUACGUCGAAAACUGGAAUAA